This is a messenger RNA of Vespula pensylvanica (western yellowjacket), 1324 nucleotides long. Its product is annotated as DNA fragmentation factor subunit alpha-like. Bases 221 to 832 code for a protein of 203 amino acids. NCBI's taxonomy places the organism in Eukaryota, Metazoa, Arthropoda, Insecta, Hymenoptera, Vespidae. Gene Ontology annotation, biological process: apoptotic process; regulation of apoptotic process. The transcript is spliced from 5 exons. The record is from RefSeq and is a predicted model, not a curated record.
CUUAGACAUAUUCGACCAAAUGGCGAAGAAAUUCGAGUCAGAAGGUUCUAGGGUCUAAAACUAGUGCUAGUUUCAUUAUAAGUUACUUGACUUUUUUCUAUUGUGUUCUUGUAAAUAUAAAAAUAGAAGACUUAUCAAGUGUUUAAUUUUGACUCGGUAUGCGAGCUAAGAGACUACUAACUAUUACAACUCGUCCUCUUGACCUUCUCACCAAUGCAACAUGUCAGAGGCAUCAGGGAUAGUACAAGGAUUGGGUAAUCCAUAUAAGAUAGUUGAUCAUGCAAGAGAAAGAAGAAAGGGUAUCACUGCCUCUUCUUUGAAAGAUUUAACUAAUAUUGCUCGAAAUCGCUUGGCUUUACCACCAGAUGCAAAUCUUACAAUUGUAUUAGAGCAAGAUGGAACUGAAGUAGAUGAUGAAGAAUACUUUGCAACUUUGGAAAGAAACACCAGUCUAAUGGUUUUAUAUGGAGAUCAGAAGUGGAUUGCAGCAGGUAGUAGCAAGACUGCUUCUCGUUAUAUUGUUGUGGAUGAUGUGGACAACAUAGAAGGCACUUCAAGAAGUACCGAAAUCAGACGUCGACGUCCACCAAUAGAACCAUUAGUUUCAUCAUUACAUGAUGAUCCAUCACAUAUUUCACUACUUGGUGGAAAUGAUUUAGAACUGCUCAGUGAUAUGGAUCCUGACAGCUUAGCUGAUAUAGUACCUGACAGGAUUUUCCUUGAGCAAUUGAAGGAAGCAUCUGGUCGAUUUCUCGCAGAAAAACGACAAGCACAGGAGUCAAUGGCUCUUCUUCAGAUUUAUGCAAGUGGUGGAGAGAUGGAGCGAGCGUAGGCCAUGUGGGGGGUGGGCGCCCUCACAUUGGCUAAUAUGUAUCGGGUUAGGCGUCGUAUUUUCUAUAAAGGUCGCCAAUUACAACAAACUUUAAUCCUUCUUUGGAAUUGAGCCCAUACAACACUUACUUGCAAGCUUCAAUUGGAGCAAGCAAAAAUCAUUAUAUUACAACAAAAAAUGAAAAAAUCUAUGGAUUAAGGAUUCACAAUUCUGUUCCAUAUAAAACCUGCUUACCAGGGUUGUUUUGAAGAAAGUGAGAUGAUAAAGAAAUACGUACAGAUACACAAAUAAUUCUAUUUCUAACUACAAAUGAUUUAUGGAGUAUUUGAAAAUAUCUAUUCCAAAAUUCAGUCCAAUUAUCAGUCCAAUAUCAGUCCAAAAUUACAAACUUUAAUAACCGAAGAUAAACAAAUUUUUGCUUAUAUAUUUCAUGAGUUAAGUAUUGUAUAAUUAGAUCAGAUUUUAUCUUAUGUUUUCAUUGAUAUAUAUAUA